Acanthosepion pharaonis is the source of this 687-nucleotide messenger RNA. NCBI's taxonomy places the organism in Eukaryota, Metazoa, Mollusca, Cephalopoda, Sepiida, Sepiidae. The record is from the annotation of a GenBank genome assembly.
AUGUUCUUUCGUUCUUUAUUUUUUCUUUCAUUUUUUUCGUUUUUUCUUUCAUCAUUCUUUCACUCUUUAUCUCUUUCUCUCUUUCUCUCUUUUUUAAUUCUUCUUUUCUUCUUCUUUAAUACUUUCUUACUUGUUACAUUUUUUCUUUAUUUCUUUCGUUCUUCUUUCUCUCUUUCUCAUUCUAUUUCUUUCAUUAUUUCCUUUUUUUCUAUACUCUGCCUCUCUCUCUCUUCUAUAAUUCUGCUUUACACCUCCUCAAAUAUUUUUCUUGGCAAUUUCUCUUUCUUUCUAUCUUUCUUUCUUUCUUUCUUUCUUUCUUUCUUUCUUUCUUUCUUUCUUUCUUUCUAUAUCGCUGUAUUUAUUUCAUUGUUUUCGUUUUUCUUUCUUUACUAUCUCUCUUCUAUGAUUCUUCUUUUCCUCUCUAAUAUUUUUCUUUUCUUUCUUUUUUCUUUCUUUCUUUUUUUUUUUUUUCUUUCUUUCUUUAUCACUGUAUGUCUUUCAUUACUUUUGUUUUUUCUUCCUUUCGUUCCUCUCUCUCUCUCUCUCUCUCUCUCUCUCUCUUCUAUAAUUCUUCUUUUCCUCUCCUCGAAUUUUUUCUUUGAUAAUUUUUCUUUCUUUUUAUUCUUUCUUUCUUUCUUUCCUUCUUUCUUUCUUUCUUUCAUGAUUUUCGUUUUUUUCUUUCUUUAA